This is a messenger RNA of Lathyrus sativus (Indian pea), 444 nucleotides long. Lineage: Eukaryota; Viridiplantae; Streptophyta; Magnoliopsida; Fabales; Fabaceae. The record is from the annotation of a GenBank genome assembly.
AUGAACCUUGAAAAAAUGGAAGAGAAAGGUGGUCUUGGAUCAUGGUCCACCGGCUUCUGUGACUGCUUUUCUGAUUGCAGCUCCUGCUGUCUCACGGUGUGGUGCCCCUGUGUUAGUUUUGGAAGAGUAGCUGACAUAGUGGAUAGAACAAAUUCUUGUUGUGUGCAAGGAACAAUAUUCUGUGUACUUGGUGGAUAUAGUCCAUUUCUGUCGCUGUAUUCCUGCAUUUAUCGUACCAAGUUGAGAGAGCAAUAUGGGAUUGAAGGAAAUAGAUGUAAAGAUUGUAUGGCUAGUUGUCUUUGCCCUCGCAUCUCCAUUUGUCAAGAGUAUCGUGAACUCCAAGCACGUGGAUUCGAUGUCUCUGCAGGUUGGAAAGGGAACGUGCAAAUGGGUUCCCGCGGUGUCACGGCGGCUCCGGCGGUGCAAGGUGGCAUGAGUCGUUAG